GUGCAAUGCAUUGGCGCGAUCUGAAGAUGGUCAUUGUAGAAGCUGUUGUCAACGCAUGAAUGUGUUGAUACUUGAUAGGAAAGAAGCAACAUUAAUGACAUUCCUAAACAUUACCUGCUAAAUAAUGAUUGGUUAUUAUGACUGCACCAUGUAUCUAUUCAUAUAAACCAUAUUGAACUUCAACGGAUCCCCACAAGUUAAACGUGUGUUGGGACUCCUACAUAGCAGGUCAUCUGUUCAGUGGGAACAUCGGGUCUGGAGUAGAGAAAAAAACAUUCAAUCAUUAGCUAGAGGGCAGAUGCUUCAUCCCAGUAACCACCACUUCCUGGGCUUCAUUCCCAGCAGCACACUAACAUCUCAGAUGGAGAUCAACAUUAACCAACAUGGGAUCAGGGUUUAAACUACGCUGUGGUAGUUGCUUUGUAUGCCAAUCGAGACAGCAGCACUUUCUUAAAUUAAUCAUUCAUGAUGUCUUGUUACUGUAUUAAAAUAUUGUACAACGUUUGCUAUGCACGUGAAUGGUUGAUGGGGGGGUCUAUAAUGAAAGAGCUAUAAGGAUCCCAGCUUGGUGAUGAAGUACCAGGCCGAGCUGAGAACAGGCUGCACUCAGCUUUGCUCGCUGCGUGAUGCACGCGCUGAAGCCAAGCGAGGAUCGCCUCUACAACGCAUGACAGCAGAUGGAUGACGUCAAGGAAAUCCCCCUGUCCCUCUCCUAACUCUCGCUCUCUUUCGCUCUUCCACCCCCCCAGCCGAUAUUUAUAAAUCCCACCAGGAUGCACACAUUAGAGCCUAAACGGACUGGACAGGUGACAGGACAUCCACGGCGUAGUUUGUCAACUUCAUUACUGAGUCCUGUCUUAAAACCAGCUUUAAUGAUUUGUUAUUGGUAGAAACCUAACCUAACCGUAUCAAUACUUUUUUUUUCAUAAUAAUAUCGUUCUAUUUCAUCAGGAGGAACAAUAUUUUUUUGCGCAAAGGUUGAUCCAAUUGAAGCUAAAUCGGCACCGGGCAUUGUAUUUCUUUUAGGGUGUUGAGGACAGAAAUUGAAAGAAAUCGAUCCAAAAUGUUCUCGAGUAUGCGUCGACACAGCCUCCGGCUGCAGCACGAGCUCCACCGGUGGAGCAUCUGCGACCCGGGGAACCUCAUCGUCCCGGACCGCCUGGUCGGCCGCUCCAAGUCCUGCAUCAGCUACACCGGGGAGUUCCACGGGAGUCAGGAAAGCUGGUCUUCCUCUGACUCGGUCAUCUCCACUGAUUCAACCGGCGAGACGCUAGGACCCGGGAAGCCUCUCCGUGUGCUCCUGUUGGGGGGCAGCGACGUCGGUAAGACGGCUUUCGCCAGCAUCUUCGCCGGUGCGGCGGACAGCAUGGAGAGUGAUGACUGCCAGAUUUAUGGAGAUGAAGUGUGUGAACGAACUAUCGAAGUGGACGGAGAGGAAGCGACCAUAACUCUACUGGACAACUGGACUACAGAGGAGGACGGAAGGUGCGUGGCCGAGGACCAGUGCAUGCAGACGGGCGAUGCCUACCUGUUGCUGUACUCCAUCACGGACCGCGCCUCCUUCCUGCGGGCCUCCGAGCUGCGCAUCACCCUGCGCUGCCACCGGCCCGCCCGCCACACGCCCAUCAUCCUGGUGGGGAACAAGUGUGACCUGGUGCGCUGCCGCGAAGUGUCCGUCAGCGAGGGCCUGGCCUGCGCCGCCGUGUUCGACUGCAAGUUCAUUGAGACGUCGGCCGCUAUGCAGCACAACGUGUGGGAGGCCUUCCGCGGGAUUGUGCGCCAGCUGCGUCUGCGGCGGGACAGCAAAGAAGCCAACGAGCGCCGCCGCAACUCCAGCUACCAGCGGCGAGAGAGCCUGCCCGUCAAGGCCAAGCGCUUCCUGGACAAGAUGGUGGCCAAGAACAACGCCAAUGUGGCGUUCCGACUGAAGUCCAAGUCCUGCCACGACCUCUCUGUGUUCUGAGUUAUGGCGGAGGUCUACGUGUUCACGCUGAGGUCUGCGGCCCCCGGGCCAGGAAAUCAAAGAGAGGAAGAGGAGGGUCUUCAGGAGGGGUGUAGAUGCUGGACCUAUCCUGGUAUGGUAUCUCCUUUCUCUUGGCUAGAACCCGCCUUGAAACGCUCAUUAUAGUCCAUAUACCAACGCGGAGCAGGGUCCCGUCCCGUAGCACAGUCUGAAUCAGAGAGGUUUGUAGAAGUUGAAGAACAGAUUGGCCAGACUCUGUGAUGGACUGGGGGAGAUGCCCAUAAACAACGUCCUCUCUGUGAUGGACAGGAGGGGCAGCCAAUGGACAACGUCCUGUCUGUGAUGGACAGGAGGGGCAGCCAAUGGACAACGUCCUGUCUGUGAUGGAUAGGAGGGGCAGCCAAUGGACAACGUCCUCUCUGUGAUGCACAGGAGUGGCAGUUAAUGGACAAUGUCCUCUCUGUGAUGGACAGGAUUGGCAGCCAAUGGACAACGGCCUCUCUGUGAUGGACAGGAGUUGCAGCCAAUGGACAACGUCCUCUCUGUGAUGGACAGGAGUGGCAGCCAAUGGACAACGUCCUCUCUGGGAUGGACUGAAAAGGCAGCCAAUGGAAAAUGUCCUCUGUUUGCAUUGACUUGUGUCUGUGUGGCCGACUCUGCUGGUUCUCUUGAAGUUUCCACCGUCACUUUGAGUCAUUUAUUAUUUCUGUCCUUAUUGCACAUUUUUACUACUUGCCAUGUUUGUAUAUUUUGUGCCAGGCUUCAAAACAUGAAAGUUUAGCAUAUUUUUAUUGUUUUUGUACAAUAAUUGUUGUACACAUACAGUAAUAUUGCCAACAUUUCCCAUGCAUGUUGUUGGUUUACUUUGGUACUCGGACAACACUGUAACUUAUCAACAUUGAUUGAAACGGGUCAUUUUUGUUUACACGUUCUUUCUGACCAAAAAACUGUCACUGAGGAAUAAAGAUACUCUUAAUCAA
Messenger RNA from Gadus macrocephalus (Pacific cod), 2943 nucleotides. RefSeq names its product GTP binding protein overexpressed in skeletal muscle (gene gem). Gene Ontology annotation, cellular component: plasma membrane. The transcript has 4 exons. Gene Ontology annotation, molecular function: calcium channel regulator activity; GTP binding; GTPase activity. Gene Ontology annotation, biological process: negative regulation of high voltage-gated calcium channel activity. Lineage: Eukaryota; Metazoa; Chordata; Actinopteri; Gadiformes; Gadidae. The record is from RefSeq and is a predicted model, not a curated record. Bases 1064 to 1963 code for a protein of 299 amino acids.